Durio zibethinus is the source of this 1528-nucleotide messenger RNA. The record is from RefSeq and is a predicted model, not a curated record. Lineage: Eukaryota; Viridiplantae; Streptophyta; Magnoliopsida; Malvales; Malvaceae.
GCAAACGGUUUGUUUUCCUUUCUGCUGUUUGCUUUCUCUACCAAACCCGAAAAGAAAGAAAAACCAUUUCCCUCUCUUUCCUUUCUUUUUCCCUCCAUGGAAAACAAAGAUGGCUUUUUAGAAACAAGCAAAGCUGAAAGAUCAAUGUGGUUGAUGAAAUGCCCUGGCGUAGUUUCACGCUCUCUCAAAACCCCUCAACUCUCUUCUUCUUCUUCUCAAGCUGUUGCCAAAGUUAUUCUUUCAAUCGACCCUCUUGUUUCCAAUGACUCUUCUUCUACUCAGUUUAUGAUGGAAUUGGUUGGCACAGAAACUGGAGAUGUACCCAAGCGCUAUUCCAUGGACAUGACUAAAGACUUUGUUCCAAUGUCUGUGUUUUCCGAGACAUCCCAAGGAAAGCUUUCAGUUGAGGGAAAAAUAAAAAACAAGUUUGACAUGAGACCUCAUGAUGAAAACAUUGAGAACUAUGGGAAACUCUGCCGUGAACGGACAAACAAAUCUAUGAACAAAUCCAGACAGAUACAGGUUAUUGAUAAUGACAAUGGGACUCACAUGAGGCCUAUGCCAGGGAUGAUUAUUGCUGCUGUAUUCAAUGAAAAGAAGAAGGCUCCCACCAAGACAUCAGAUACUAAAAGAACAAGAAGGGAUCGUGGAGAGAUGGAAGAUAUUAUGUUUAAGCUCUUUGAAAGGCAACCGAAUUGGACUUUAAGACAACUGAUUCAAGAGACAGACCAGCCUGAACAAUUUCUGAAAGAUAUACUUAAAGAUCUGUGUAUGUACAACAACAAAGGAGCUAAUCAAGGAUCAUAUGAGCUGAAGCCUGAAUACAAGAAAGCGACCGACAAUACUAACAUUUGAGUAAGUUCACAAUGCUGAUCAGCUACUUUAGAAAGAGUAUCAUCAGCUGAUAUUAAUUUGCUUUUUGCUUGUUCUUAAACUACUUCCUUGAUGCCUUUUUUUUUUCAAACAGAAGUCGGAAUUAUUAUCCAAUUCUUCAAUGAAAGUGAAGGAUCAAGAAAUAACCAAAGAUCAUUUGAUUCUCCUUUUUAUUAUAUGGUUUCCACAGAGCAAGUAAAUGAUGCCAUUUUUGUCAUUUCCCAACUUGGCUCAAGCAUCUUGGAGUUGCAUUUGCAGUUUGGAAUUUAUCUUUGUCAUGACAUCAUUGAUUUGUUCUUAGUUUUUUUUUUUUUUUUUUUUUUUAUGAUUUCAUUCAGGUAAAUAUGCCAAUUUUCUUUUAUUUCCAUGCUGAUCUUUUCACAUGAUUUGAGGAUAACUGAAGAAUGAAGUAGCAAAUUCAUUAUCAACUAUUAGGUUUAAUGAUGAAUAAACAAUUUCUUCACUUCAACAGCUGGUUUCUAAUUUUCUCAACCUCAUAUAAAAAAAGAUGUUAAUGUUAUUUAUUAUAUAGCUACGUUUUAUUAGUGUUGCAUUAAGAGCUUUGAAAAUUAGAGAGCUUUUGUCUAGUCUUCUUUAUUUUCCUUCCAAGAAAACUUUCUGCUUUAUUAUUGUCAACUAGUGGUUGUUAGUUUGA